Molecule: messenger RNA, 5058 nt
Organism: Xenopus laevis (African clawed frog)
Lineage: Eukaryota; Metazoa; Chordata; Amphibia; Anura; Pipidae
Gene: ube3a.S
Product: ubiquitin protein ligase E3A (human papilloma virus E6-associated protein, Angelman syndrome) S homeolog
Exons: 11
Coding region: 147-2447 (766 amino acids)
Biological process (GO): regulation of circadian rhythm; protein K48-linked ubiquitination; ubiquitin-dependent protein catabolic process
Cellular component (GO): cytoplasm; nucleus; cytosol
Molecular function (GO): ubiquitin-protein transferase activity; ubiquitin protein ligase activity
Source: RefSeq, a predicted model, not a curated record
AGCUCGGAACACAGCCCUGAAGGAGACAGAUCUCCAGCAGACCCUCAUUCAGAAAAUCUAGAAAAUAGCCGAAUAAAGGAACAAGCUCAUCUUAUCUAGAGAAUAAUUCCAAAAGCGCCCAUAACAACUCCUGCACAGAAAGAAAGAUGAAUAAGAAAGACCUACACGGACCCAGAGACGACUUUAGAGAUGUCACUUUCUUAUCAGAAGAAAAAGUGUAUGAAAUUCUGGAAUUGUGUAGAGAAAAAGAAGACUACUCUCCUUUAAUUCGAGUAAUCGGGAGAGUUUUUUCUAGUGCAGAAGCUUUGGUUCAAAGUUUCCGAAAAGCAAAACACCAUACAAAAGAAGAGCUAAAAUCCUUGCAAGAAAAGGAUGAAGAUAAGGAUGAAGAUGAAAAGGAAAAAGCUGCAUCAUCUGCUGCUGCAAUGGAAGAAGAUUCUGGAGCAUCAUCCUCAAGGUUAUGUGACAAUUCACUUGGAGACAACAACAUACAGAAACUGGGCCCUGAAGAAGUGUCUCUAGAUAUAGAAGCAGUUCGACGGGUGUAUCACAGGUUACUUGCUAAUGAAAAAAUAGAAGCUGCCUUUCUAAAUGCACUUGUGUACCUCUCUCCUAAUGUGGAAUGUGACUUAACUUAUCAUAAUGUUUAUUCACGAGAUCCCAACUAUCUUAAUUUGUUUCUAAUCGUCAUGGAGAAUGGUAAUCUCCAUAGUCCUGAAUACCUGGAAAUGGCUUUACCGUUAUUUUGCAAAGCAAUGAGCAAAUUGCCAUUAGCAGCACAAGCGAAGUUGAUCUGUCUCUGGUCAAAGUACAGUGCUGAACAGAUUCGUCGAAUGAUGGAAACAUUUCAGCAGCUCAUAACCUAUAAAGUCAUAAGUAAUGAGUUUAACAGUCGAAAUUUAGUCAACGAUGAUGAUGCUAUUGUUGCAGCAACAAAGUGCUUAAAAAUGGUUUACUAUUCAAAUGUUGUCGGGGGAGAGAUUGAAACCGACCAUAAUGAAGAGGAAGACGACGAACCUGUUCCUGAGUCCAGCGAACUAACUCUGCAGGAACUGCUAGGGGAAGAACGAAGGAACAAAAAAGGUCCUCGAGUUGAUCCCCUUGAAACCGAACUUGGCAUUAAAACGAUUGAUUGCAGGAAACCUCUCAUCCCUUUUGAGGAAUUUGUUAACGAACCACUAAAUGAUGUUCUAGAAAUGGACAAAGAUUAUACUUUCUUUAAAGUAGAGACUGAAAACAAAUUCUCUUUUAUGACUUGCCCCUUUAUCCUGAAUGCAGUUACAAAGAAUCUUGGUCUGUAUUAUGACAACAGAAUCCGCAUGUACAGUGAAAGGCGAAUAACUGUUCUGUAUAGUCUGGUGCAAGGACAACAACUUAACCCCUAUUUGAGGCUCAAAGUACGGCGAGAUUACAUCAUUGAUGAUGCUCUUGUUAGGCUUGAGAUGAUUGCCAUGGAAAAUCCUGCAGAUUUGAAGAAGCAAUUAUAUGUGGAAUUUGAGGGAGAACAAGGAGUAGACGAAGGAGGUGUUUCUAAAGAGUUCUUCCAAUUAGUCGUUGAAGAAAUUUUCAACCCUGAUAUUGGUAUGUUUACUUAUGAUGAGUCCACUAAACUCUUUUGGUUCAAUACAUCAUCUUUGGAGACAGAAGGACAGUUUACACUUAUUGGAAUUGUAUUGGGCCUUGCAAUUUACAACAAUUGCAUUCUAGAUGUGCAUUUUCCAAUGGUUGUAUAUAGAAAAUUACUGGGGAAAAAAGGAACCUUCCAAGACCUUGCCGAUUCUCAUCCGGUUCUUUAUCAGAGUUUAAAAGAAUUGUUGGAGUAUGAAGGCAGUGUUGAAGAUGAUAUGAUGAUGACGUUCCAGAUCUCUCAGACUGACCUCUUUGGAAAUCCGUUAAUGCACGACCUAAAGGAAAAUGGAGAUAAAAUCCCAAUUACAAAUGAGAACAGAAAGGAAUUUGUCAAUCUAUAUACAGACUUUAUUCUAAAUAAAUCAGCGGAAAAGCAGUUUAAAGCCUUCAGGAGGGGCUUUCACAUGGUUACCAAUGAGUCACCUUUAAAAUAUCUGUUUAGACCAGAGGAAAUUGAACUUCUUAUUUGUGGAAGUAGGAAUGUAGAUUUCCAAGCUCUGAAAGAUACUACAGAAUAUGACGGUGGUUAUACCAGAGAUUCAAAUAUUAUCAAAGAGUUUUGGGAAAUUGUAAAUUCUUUCACUGAGGAACAGAAAAGAUUGUUCUUGCAAUUUACAACAGGGACGGACAGAGCCCCUGUGGGUGGGCUAGGCAAAUUAAAGAUGAUUAUAGCCAAAAACGGCCCUGAUACAGACAGGUUACCAACAUCUCAUACUUGCUUUAAUGUCCUUUUGCUUCCGGAGUACUCAAGUAAAGCGAAACUGAAGGAGAGAUUGUUAAAGGCCAUCACUUAUGCAAAGGGGUUUGGUAUGCUCUAAAAAAACAAAAAAACAAAGGCAAGAGUGCUCAAAAAGAAAAAGGGAUAACAAUAAUUCAAACUGAUGUCUCUCUCCAAAACAAGGCCAUAAGAUAGCAAGCUACAAGUAAUCACAUCUAUUUGUGCCUCCCUUCUAUGCUGGGGACAAUGGGCUGGAACAGCAGAUUUCAGCUGCUUAUACGAACAAAGUCCUUUUAUUUUUCUUCUUUUCCUAGCGUGAAAGGGUUAUACGAUCUUUCACAUGUAUGUACAGAAAAUAUUUCCUGAAAUAUUUAUUUAAAGGGUUUAAAUCACUUUUUUGCUUGUGUUUAAAUAUUGCUUGAAGUUGAACCUAUUUGAGUAUGGAAAACAGGUACACUCAUGAGACGCUGCAUCAUUUUGCAGCCAGCCCAACUUUCAAGUAUAUAAUAUUUGCUAAUGUCCUUGCAUCUUCUCAAAUCAGGAACUGUACCUUUUGGGUUUUUGUUUGUUUUUUUACAGUUUGCUUAAAAAACUUGAACUCUUGGAAAAUGGAAAAAAAAAAAACCAUGUGAUACAAUUACUGCUGUUCUAGCCCCAAAGAUUUUGUGAGAAAAAGAAUAUUGUAGUUAAUAAAGUUGGGAGGGCGAACUUGGAAUGUUAAAACUGCAGCCUUGCAAUCUUUUUACUUUAGUCACAGCACAAACACACAAAAGAAUUAAAAAGAAAAAUCAUCAUUUCACUAUUGUCGUCUUCACGUCUUGUAAAGUACCUUGUUCUCUUAGGGAACCUGAUCUCUUGGUUGUGUGAAGGGGUAGAGUUUAGCGUUUUUAUUUUUCGGCAAGAGUUUAGUGGCAGAAAUACAUUUUUCAGCCAGAUUUUCUGUGGUAGAUGGUGGGUUGUCAGGAAACAAACGAUUGCUUGCUAUAUCCUCAACAAGGAGCUUGUGGAAGUGCACUUAAUGAAGAAUAUUUACUGCAAAUUGAGUUAACAUUUUAAAUAGACAAUCCAAAGUCUUCCCUACAUAUUAUGUCAAUAUACUUUGAUUUUAUGGGUUUUUUUUUGUUUUUUUUAACCACAUCCAAGGCACAUAAUCGGUGCUGCUGUGUAAUUAAUAAGGGUUGUUACUGCUUCUUUACAUUUAACUCCCAAUUAGAGAGGUAAAUAACAGACAAUUGUGUUCAAACUAACAUUCUCAUGCAUAAGCCAACAUUUCUUCUGGCCAUCUUAUUAAAUGAAAGGAAUACCGUUGCCUGUAUUUGAAGGGAUAGCGCUAAAAUGCAUGUUGCUACAUUUUCAGAGGAUACUGUAAAAUUUCCACAUCUCUAUUUCUCCUUUGUGUCUUGAUCUAUAGUAAGUCGAUAAAUCGUUCCUCAGGGUUAGGUUUGGGAACUGGGCAGCUGCUCAAUCUGAGACAAAGGUGGUCCUUUCACUAUAGCUAAUCCAUCUACUUAGCAUUAUGCUUUGCUGGGAAGAUACCCACAAAUUCACAUGGUGUUGGGGUGUCACAGACUGGUUUAAGAACCUUAUGCGGAUAUAGUAAUAAACGGUGCUAUGCUAUGAUUUCAACCUUUAAACACCAAUUGGCACAUUGCUGGGUAAAUGGGCAUUUGGUUGCUAUGGGUUAUUAGACCUGGCACAUUCUUCUUCAUCUUUUUAUUUAUUUUAUUUUUUUGCAUUAAUCAUUCAGAAUUUGUCCGGUUAAGGAAAGCAGUUUAACUUGCUUACACAACCACAUUCUCUUACUAUAAUACAACAAGUUUAAUGGGGUUGUUCACCUUUAUAGUAAUUUAAGUAUGUCCUAGAUACACCUAAUUAAAGCAGAUUCUUCAUAGUGUAUUUUGUAUUGUUUUGGAAUAAUUAUCUUUCCUAUUUUGCCUGUUUUACUCACCCUGUCGCCCAAAAGCAGAUUUCAUGAUCCGGCUUUAAAAAGUGAGAGGUUUUCUUCUAAUUGCUUCUCCCUCUUUUCCUAUUGAUCUUUUAUUCUAACUUCAAAAUUGCAGCCUAGUUUCUAAAUCUAAUGCCAAACAGGGCUAAUUCUUGUCCUUUGGAUAAUUGCAGCCUGAGAAUCAGCCCCUCCGCUGGCAUCAGCCUUAUCCUGUGACUGCACCCUGGAGCCACUUUAUCAGUUCCCCGGGAAAGGCACACAGCACAGAUUUUGGCAGCAAAAUCCAUACUCGCACAUUUCAGCCCUGAAAUUCAAAUUGUGUGCCUGCACCCAGGUUGCCUGCACCCAGAUUGAUGGUGUGGUUCCAGGUGCAGUCACAUGAGAAGAAUGAUACCAGAGAAGGGGCUGAUUUUGUCCUGAGUGGUCGAAAAAAAGGAUUUAAAAACUAAAUUGAAGACUAAAUUUAAGUUGAAGGUGAAGUAACCUUAUAAAGACCUUUUACAAAGGAAAAUGCACCCUCCAACAGAAAAACAAGAUUUCACAUUUACCAAAUUUUACCUAGAUAUGGAAACUUAUACUUAUAUAUCUCUGUAAAUGUUGAAAUAUUUAGCAUUUUAGUAAAAAUGCCCCUUUAAAUGUAUGGUAAAAGAUGCACACCAUUAAUAAAUGAUAUUCAAAUGUACUUGUUUACCUUUCCUCAACUUCUGCGUGUGUAAUGUUAACUUCUCAUUUUGCAGUAUAAAAUAAAGGAAUUAUUCAUUUUUAA